Molecule: messenger RNA, 4405 nt
Organism: Stegastes partitus (bicolor damselfish)
Lineage: Eukaryota; Metazoa; Chordata; Actinopteri; Pomacentridae
Product: fibroblast growth factor 6-like
Exons: 3
Coding region: 359-982 (207 amino acids)
Molecular function (GO): growth factor activity
Source: RefSeq, a predicted model, not a curated record
CCAUCUCCUACUUUUGAUGGGGGGGUGUAGCGGUGAAGUCACAGUGAUGUCAUUUUAGGAUGUGAGAGUCGGGGGGCAAGGUGAGCUGGUUUUUGCGGUGAGUGGUGUCCCCUCCACGGCCAGCGUUGCCUGUACAGAGGCGCGGAGCGGCGAAAGAUGAUCAUCGCCACCGGCACCAAUUCAAGCUCCGACGCGCUCUGUCCCUCUCCUCCUCCUGCUCAGAUCUCGGGCUAUGGGGCCUUGAUCUGCCUUGAUCCCAAACUAAGCCUUUACCACCACCAUGCCAAAGGACACAAAAUAAGAAGAGUUGCAUUUUUAGGGCAGGUAACUUUGACCACGUGCCCCGAAGGUAACCUGGAUGGCCUCUGCGCAAAGGUGCCACUACAGUAUGUCCAGCGGGGCCAGGACGCACUGGACGCUGCCAGCAGUUAUUGUACUGUGGACUUCUCUCUGGGGAAUCGCUUCAUCUUAUCCGAUUCCGAGCAGGACUAAUGCGACUUUGUUGGAAAAGAAGUGGGAGACCCUCUUCUCCCGCUCCUAUCUGGGUAUAACUGGGGGGAAAUCGGAGCUCAACUGGGAGAGUGACUAUUUGCAGGGCAUCAAAAGAGUGCGACGACUGUACUGCAACGUGGGCAUUGGGUUUCACCUGCAGGUGCUCCCGGAUGGCAGGAUAAGCGGUGCACACAAUGAGAACCAAUACAGUCUGAUAGAGAUCUCCACCGUGGACCGAGGAGUGAUCAGCUUGUUCGGAGUGAGGAGCGAGCUGUUUGUCGCAAUGAACAGCAGGGGAAGGUUAUACGGAACGAGAGUCUUCAGGGACGAGUGCAAGUUCAAGGAGACUUUGCUGCCCAACAACUACAACGCCUAUGAGUCUUUUGUUUACAAGGGCUUCUACAUCGCCCUCAGCAAGCAUGGCCGCGUAAAGAGAGGCAACAAGGCCACCACCGCCAUGACUGUCACACAUUUCCUCCCACGACUAUGAGAGAAACUGGCAAUAACUGAGUAAUUUGCACAUGUGGAUGUUCUUCCAGGUAAUAUAGAAAUGCAUAGUCAUGAUAUACACACCCAUGGACUGCGAAAGAAAACACAAAUAUUUAUUCUGUUAUAUAUAUGUAUAUUUGGAUAGCUAUCUUUGUAUAUGUAUGCCAUACUGUGCUGCUUAUUGUUUUUAUGGACGGGGGGAGUCGAAGCCUUUGCCUGUCUCACUUUACCUUGGUGCUUGCUGUAACUGAACUACGUGUCACUUCCUUUUUUUGAGAUGGAGGAUGAGCUAUAUUCUGUGCUUUUAAAGAGUGAAAUGAAUACUUUUUAUUACCUCAAAGAACCACUUUACUAGAUUAAGGGAUGCAUGGACUUCUGCUCAAAUAUCUGCUAAGUUUAUCAUUUCUUUUUAAACCUUUGAGCGCUUGAUGGUUCCCUGCUCGAUUAUCGAUGUCCGGCAGUGGGGGAAACUUAAAUGCACUACCUUUGCUGCACGAUUUAAAGGUGCCUUGGUGUUCCCACUUGUGGCCCCCUUAAACUUGCAUGUAAGAGACACCCACUGGAGUCAGAAAUAGGGCUGACGCUCCGGAGAGGGCCUCAGAAGGGGAGGGGAGGGGGGGGUUGACUAUCUCUGGUUUAUUUUCUUUUCUGUAAUUAGAUCGAUUAAGUAAUAAACAAUCUGUGGUUGAGACCAGAGAGCGGUCGGCCAUAGAGCCUGGCGCAAGGCCAUGAGUUUGACUGUGUGGCAUCGCCAGCAAAUAAACAGGGUGGAAAACUUAUCUAUCCCAGCAUGGAGAACAUUUUUGUUUGGACCUGGCUUGCACAAGAAUCGACUGAGCCGAUAGAGCGCACAGUAGAAAUGUUCCUGCACAUUGUCUUGGACAGAGCUCCUACAGUAAAGUGGGUUGCUAUUUUUUGCAAAGCUUUAGCUGCUGUUGAAAAUGAUGUCUACUGUCCAUGAAACCGAUGGAAAUCAAUGUAAAUAGUUGCAAAUGUAAAAGAAGAAUUCAGGAGCUUUUUGAUGCUGCUUAGUCGCAGUUGCCUGAACGAGGCAAAAAGAGUUCAGGCUGCACAGAGAACCAUCGACGAUGGUGCCUAAAUGUUUUUGGUAAGAACCGUUCCCCAUACGUUUGUUUCUUCAGUUCAUCUUUGUGUCGGUGUGUUUGGUGGAGGACUUGCGUGCCCUGGGCCUCUUCCCCUGCUUGCCUGUGUGUUCUGCAGCAGCACUGCAGUGGCAGCGAGGUGUCUGGAGCUGAAGGCGAAGGGUCUUAAAUGCAAUUAAGGAUGAAUCAAUCAAGUGUUUCGAAGGACUAAAGGAGAGUGCAGUUGGUGGACUGGAGGCACGCUGUAGUAUUUCUGUGUCUGUUGGUUUUAGGCCUACUUUUAUACAUUUGAAUGGUAGAACAUUGGCACAGAAGGUUAGAAAGUCAGCAAAUGAUAAGUAAAGUUCAGAAAUUCAUAGUAGCAGUUUGUUUGGAAACCCAGAAAGCGUACCACACUUUGCAGACUCACAGUUAGUCUGCACAAAUAUCUUGUUACAUAUUCCAAAGAUGUUUUUCUUGCCUCAUUCUGAGAAUUCCUGGGAGUCUUACAGAGUGCAUCUACCCAUGUAAUCUCUGCAGCUGUUAACUUAAAAAAACCUGCAGCCCGCCUCACCAUUAGCCUCCAUCCGUUCUUGUGUGAGAGGAAGCAGGACUAUUUAAAUCCAGGAAAGACGUAUACGAGGGAGCAGGCCCACUGUCUUUGUUGUUCGUCAAACCCCCUGCAGGAAUGUGGAUCUGCCAGGAUGACAGGCAGCUUCCCACAUACCUGAGCUCUGUCUCUCCCCCCCUGCUACCCACCUCUGCCUGUCCCUUUACCCCCCUUCCACAACUCACCGGCUGUAGGCAGGGACCUUGGGAUUCCAGCUGUAACCCUGGAGCUUCCUCCUCUCCUUUCAGCCUUUUUUAGUUCAAGGUCAGAGUCUCGGACCAGCCUUGGCCCCUACCCCAGUGGCCGGGGUGCUCGGCUAUAUGGGUCAGACUGCUUCUGUGAUAUAUGGAUUUAACAUUCGGAUACAGCGAACACUUUACGCUUAAAUUGAAUAUAACAUAGUGAACUGAUGACCCUGUAACUGACUGGAACAUAUAGUUCCCUGUCUCCUUUUUUGAACAUCCCCACUUCCCUCCAUGAAUUUAGAGCUCCACCUCUUAAAAAUGCAGCUCCACAACAUGCUGUCUACUCCCCUUUCCAAGUACUCGUGUUGGGAUAUUUCUAGGGAGGGGACAUCUGCAGAGUUAAUGCGGUGUGUGAGCAGCAGAGUCACGCAGAGCCUCUCCUGCUGCACUCCAGUCCUGCAGGACGGCUCCACAGCCAUCCUCAGGACGAACCCUCUCCUGCUGCUACUGCUGCUGCUGCCGGACUCAGUCCUGACCCCAGAACACCCCCGAUCACCACACCGACACAGUAUCACCUGCUGCUCAACAGUCUGUGCCGCACAGACCGACUUAUACCAGUAUUUUUCUCAAACAUAAGAUCUCUUGUUAGUUUUUGUUCUGAGGACGUUUUUUCUGUGCGAGUGCCGAGGCUACACCGCCAAGCAAAAGUUUCAAAAAAAUGAAAAAGACUUGUUGCAGUUGUAGGUGAGGCUGCAUGUAGUACCACUGAUGUACAUUUCUUCUCGGGAGUAAAGUGUCAUUGUUUAUUUUGUUUGUUUGUUUGUUUUUUUUGGCUGAAACAGCAAACAAAAUACAAUCUACAUUUUCAGCAUUUUCAGCUGAGGAAGGCGUGGAAGUAAACUUUGCGCAUGCACAGCAAUGAGCACUUCUCUUACCCACCUCGCAUUCAAGAUGUCCGACGUCUCUAGUAGCACCUUAUUAAGGACAUCUGGAUUAUGAACUAGUGUAAAGAAGAGAUUUUUCUGUCAAGAAAUAGAGCUGGAUGUCUAAAAAAAGGAAAAGUUUGUGUCUAAAAAUGAAAUUCUCACCUUUCAGCUUUGACCAAAAAAAUUUAUUCAGAUUUAUCUGUUGUCUCUUUUUUUUUUUUUCUUUCCACCGCUUAUCAUGGGUCAAAUUUAAUUAAGUCAAGGUGAGGAAUAUCUUUUUUUAUAUAAUGUUUAAUGUACUAUUAGCAUGCCUGAGCCCUGAGCUUGAUGAGGGGUGUGUGCUUCAUGUGUUUUUUUUUUUUAAACUCCUACUCUGACGGGAGUGAGCCUCCACUCGAUUCCUCUCCUCUGUUCUCAUAUACCUCACCUUCUGCCUUAGUUUUGGUUUUUGCUGAUGACUGUAAAUUAAGAAGAAACAAACUUCAGUUAUUCAUUUCUGAAAACAGACAAUGCUAAGUAAGGAUAUUAAAGUUUUUUCCUUUUAUUUUUGUACGUAUGUGCUGUGCACAGCAGUCUACUGUAUUCCUGAGAUACCAAUAAAAGUUUGUUUUGUUUUUUUAA